Messenger RNA from Tribolium castaneum (red flour beetle), 912 nucleotides. It is a transcript of the gene eIF6, whose product is annotated as eukaryotic translation initiation factor 6. NCBI's taxonomy places the organism in Eukaryota, Metazoa, Arthropoda, Insecta, Coleoptera, Tenebrionidae. Gene Ontology annotation, molecular function: ribosomal large subunit binding. The transcript is spliced from 5 exons. Gene Ontology annotation, cellular component: nucleolus; cytosol; preribosome, large subunit precursor. Bases 35 to 772 code for a protein of 245 amino acids. Gene Ontology annotation, biological process: ribosomal subunit export from nucleus; assembly of large subunit precursor of preribosome; maturation of 5.8S rRNA. The record is from RefSeq and is a predicted model, not a curated record.
UUAUUAAUUUGUAGAAAAAGUGUUGUAUUGCACGAUGGCAUUCCGUGUCCAGUUUGAAAAUAACAACGAAAUUGGUGUUUUUGCCAAAUUAACUAACGCAUAUUGUUUGGUUGCAAUUGGCGGGUCCGAAAAUUUCUACAGCACAUUUGAGGGCGAUUUUGCUGAUACGAUACCCGUGGUGCAUGCGUCCUUGGCAGGAUGCAGAAUAAUAGGACGAAUGUGUGUCGGAAAUAAGAACGGUUUGUUGGUUCCAAACACAACCUUUGAUACUGAAUUGCAACACAUUAGGAAUGCGCUUCCUGACUCAGUUAAAGUUCAGCGUGUGGAGGAGAGAUUGUCGGCUUUAGGCAAUGUUAUAGCUUGUAAUGACUAUGUUGCCCUUGUACAUCCAGAUUUGGAUAGGGAAACCGAGGAAAUUAUCGCAGAUACUUUGAAAGUGGAAGUUUUUAGGCAAACAGUGGCUAACAAUGUUUUGGUGGGCUCGUAUUGUGUUUUGAGUAAUCAAGGGGGCUUGGUUCACCCUAAUACAAGUGUUGUGGAUCUUGAGGAGUUGUCGUCUCUUUUACAAGUGCCGUUGGUGGCUGGAACAGUAAACAGAGGUAGUGAAGUGGUUGGUGCCGGUUUGGUUGUAAAUGACUGGACUGCGUUUGCUGGUAUGGAUACAACUUCCACUGAGUUGUCAGUAAUUGAGUCAGUGUUUAAACUGAGUGGAGCUGCACCUUCUUCAAUCACAUCAAAAAUGAGGGCUAGUAUCAUUGAAAGCAUGUCGUAAAUUAAAGAUGAUUCUUCACUUUAUUAUGUCCGUUUCAAACAGAGUAAUGAUAUAAAAAAAUUCAUGUGAUACGCACUAUUCUCAGUUUUUGAAAUGUUGCAAAUAUGUAUAUCAAUAAUUUAAUAAACAAUUUUUUCGUA